Cicer arietinum (chickpea) is the source of this 1364-nucleotide messenger RNA. NCBI's taxonomy places the organism in Eukaryota, Viridiplantae, Streptophyta, Magnoliopsida, Fabales, Fabaceae. The record is from RefSeq and is a predicted model, not a curated record.
AUUAAUGUCUUGUUUAACACUUUGAUUUAGAUCUAAAUUACAAUCAUAAUUCAUUUCAAAUUCUCUUUCUUAUGUUCAUAUUCAAAACCACUAUACUCAUGAGUACAUUGAUUUUACAUUUUGCGUGAUACUGCAUCUCCUUCUCAUUGAUUUUAGUUUGAUUGAAAAAUGUUGACUUUCUUCGUGAUUAAGCUCAUUAGUGGACUUGUUUUUCUCUUCAUGUUCAACCUAUAUUAAUUGCUCAACUAGCUUUAACUUGCUUUUCUUUUGAAGAUUUAUGGAUACAUCUUAAUUUUAGCUUAAAAAACUUCAUUUGUGGUGUGUCACUCCGUGGCGGUGGCUGUUCGUCGCUCUUGCCUCUCUGUUCACCUCUCUAUUUUGUCAUGGAUGUUCCAUUGCCAUUGGAUAAAUUAGCUCUAGAAUUGAUUAGUAAUGAACCCUCCCCCGGAAACACAACCAAUGGCAAAAUAUAUGUAAUACUGGUGGCAACUGGAAGCUUUAAUCCACCUACUUUCAUGCAUUUACGCAUGUUUGAGCUUGCAAGAGAUGCAUUGAAUUCCAAAGGCUACUGUGUACUUGGAGGUUACAUGUCACCUGUAAAUGAUGCAUACAAGAAAAAGAACCUAAUAUCUGCUGACCAUCGAAUACAAUUAUGUCAUCUAGCCUGCAAAAGUUCAAAAUUUGUAAUGGUUGAUCCAUGGGAGGCAAAUCAAAGCACAUAUCAACGCACUUUAACUGUCCUGUCCAGAGUCCACACUUCUAUUUGUGAGACAGGGUUGGUAUCUAGAGAAUCCCUCAAGGUCAUGCUUGUUUGUGGUUCUGAUCUCCUCCAUUCAUUUGGCAUUCCUGGAAUCUGGAUUCCCGACCAGGUUAAGAGUAUAUGCAGAGAUUAUGGAGUAGUCUGCAUUCGCAGAGAAGGACAGGAUGUUGAGAAGACUAUAUCUGAUGAUCAAAUUUUGAAUGAGAAUCAGGCAAAUAUCGAAGUUGUAGAUGAACUAGUACCAAAUCAAAUCAGCUCAACGAGAAUAAGGGAUUGCAUUGCAAGUCAAUUAUCGAUAAAAUACCUUACAGCAGAUGAAGUGAUUGAUUAUAUCGGUGACCAUAAAUUAUACAUGAACUCAGAUGACAAAUAACUCCUAUACAUUGGAUAUCAUAUUGCUUUAUUUUCCAUGCAAGAGUCAUUAGUUAGUAGCUACAUACGAGGCUAGUUUUCAAUGAACAGUUAAUUUGGUGUUGUAAACUUGCAGAUAAAUAAAUAUUCCAUAAUUCACAUGGUAAAUGCAAAAUUUAAGAGAAUUGUUGAAGCUUGAGUACAAUCACAAAUGAAGAAUCAAAAUACCAGUAAGACACUGAUAUUAAUCUUA